AUGGCACGCCUCUCCGGAAAGAACGCAAUCGUCACCGGCGCUGCUGGUGGCAUCGGCCUCGAGACCUCCAUCCUCUUUGCCAAGGAGGGCGCCAAUGUCCUCAUGGCUGACAUCUCCGCCCCGGCCCUCGAGAAGGCCAAGGCCAAGGUGCUGCAGCUCGUGCCCUCGGCCAGCGUCGACACCGCCCUCUGCGAUGUCUCCAAGGAGGCCCAGGUCCAGGCCCUGGUCGAGAAGCUCGACUCCGCCGGCGGCCUGGACGUCAUGUUCAACAACGCGGGCAUCAUGCACGGCAGGGACGCCGACGCCGUCGAGACCCCGGAGGAGAUCUGGGACUUGACCCAAAACAUCAACGUCAAGGGCGUGUGGUUCGGCUGCAAGCACGCCGUGCUGUCCCUACGCCGCCACAACAAGACAAAGGGCUCCAUCAUCAACACCGCCUCCGUCGUCGCCCUGGUCGGCGCUGCCACGCCGCAGCUCGCUUACACCGCCUCCAAGGGGGCGGUCCUCGCCCUGACCAGGGAGCUCGCCAUGGUCCACGCCCGCGAUGGCUACCGCUUCAACAGCUUGUGCCCGGCGCCCCUCAACACCCCACUGCUUCAGGACUGGCUAGGCGACGACAAGGAGAAGAGGCUGAGGCGCGAGGUACACUUCCCCACCGGUCGAUUCGGUGAGGCUAUUGAGCAGGCCCAGGCCGUCUUAUUCCUGGCAAGCGAUGAGAGCAGCUUCGUCAAUGGCCAUGACAUGGUGGUUGAUGGUGGUAUGACCAAGGCCUACGUCACACCUGAGGGGCCUGCCAGCGCCGCACCUGUCAACAACGCGCUCAAGGACUCAUUGGAUGCGUGA
Diaporthe batatas is the source of this 843-nucleotide messenger RNA. RefSeq lists its product as uncharacterized. Bases 1 to 843 code for a protein of 280 amino acids. The transcript is spliced from 3 exons. NCBI's taxonomy places the organism in Eukaryota, Fungi, Ascomycota, Sordariomycetes, Diaporthales, Diaporthaceae. Gene Ontology annotation, molecular function: oxidoreductase activity. The record is from RefSeq and is a predicted model, not a curated record.